GCGGGGAUGGGCCGGGGGCGGGGCGGCAGCAGAGGGGAAUGAAUGGGGCCCGUGGCUGUGGCGGGACCCCGGCGCGGUGGCGCGAAGUGGGUCCGGGAAUUCAGCGGGCACCAGGCCGAGCCGCCUCCGCCAGGUCUGUGCGAGGGGCCCGUGCGCGCGGGGCGGUGUCAGAGCGAAAGUGGAUCACGGCGGGGGCCAGCGCCCCGGGCAGGGCGGGACCAGGCUUGCGUGCCCCGGCCUGAGCCGGGGCGUCUCCCGCGUUCCCGGGCGGCCCCGCCUGCGCGGCUGGCCCCCUGCCCGGCUUCCCGGACCGCCCUUCCCCCGACGCCCCCCUUUCCUCACUGGGCAUCCGCGCCGGAUCCCGUGGGAGGCGCACCGGACCGGACGGCGACAUCGGAGCCUGACGCCGACUGUUCGGUGCCCGCAGCGGCCAGGGCCAUGGGCACUCCGGCCUCGGUGGUGAGCGACUCUCCGGGACGGGCGGCGCCCGCAGCCCGCUCCCGUAAGCGGGCCUCGGCCAACAUCUUCCAGGGCGUGGGGCUACGAGAGCUGCGGAGCCUGUUCCGGAGCGGCGGGGCCGAGCGGCCCGAGGAGCGCGCUCGCCUCGUCUGGCGGUACGCGGGCCAGCGGCGCAUGGCACGGGCCCUGCGGCGGCUUCGGCGACCAGCCCAGCCCGGCGGUGGGAUGGCAGCGCUGCGGCGCUUCGAACACCUUCGGAUCGCGGAGAAGAAGCUGGAGUGUAACUGCCGGGGCGAGACGGGCUCGGGGUCCACGUAGCAGCGCUGAGCAGCUGGGCCGUGGAGAGCGGUUCUCCAAGGACCCUAAGUGUACUGGGCAGGGUGCAAUGAGUGCUUAAUAAAGGGUGGACAGUG
Molecule: messenger RNA, 872 nt
Organism: Catharus ustulatus (Swainson's thrush)
Lineage: Eukaryota; Metazoa; Chordata; Aves; Passeriformes; Turdidae
Gene: AVPI1
Product: arginine vasopressin induced 1
Exons: 2
Coding region: 43-777 (244 amino acids)
Source: RefSeq, a predicted model, not a curated record